AUGGGGAUCCUGGUCUUCUGUGAGAUACUGACUGCUCCAACAGAGAGAGAGAAAGCAAGAGACCAGAGUCCCGGGAAAGUCCUGCCGCGCCUCGAGACAGUUAUAAAAUUGUGGCCCCCUGGGUCAGCCUUGCAGCCACCGACCUCACCUGCCGCGGCCACAGGUCUGCAUCCAGCGGCUCGCCCAGUGUCCCUGCAGUGCCGGCCCAGCAUGUGCCCAGCGCGCAGCCUCCUCCUUGUGGCCACUCUGGUCCUCCUGGACUGCCUCAGCUUGGCCAGAAAUCUCCCCGUGGCCACCCCAGACCCAAGAAUGUUCCCGUGCCUUCACCACUCCCAAACCCUGCUAAGGGCUGUCAGCAACAUGCUCCAGAAGGCCAGACAAACUCUAAAAUUUUACCCUUGCACUUCUGAAGAGACUGAUCAUGAAGAUAUCACAAAAGAUAAAACCAGCACAGUGGAAGCCUGUUUACCACUGGAAUUAACCAAGAAUGAGAGUUGCCUAAAUUCCAGAGAGACCUCUUUUAUAACUAAUGGGAGUUGCCUGGCCUCCAGAAAGACCUCUUUUAUGAUGGCCCUGUGCCUUAGUAGUAUUUAUGAAGACUUGAAGAUGUACCAGCUGGAGUUCAAGGCCAUGAAUGCAAAGCUUCUGAUGGAUCCUAAGAGGCAGAUCUUUCUAGAUCAAAACAUGCUGGCAGUUAUUGACAAGCUGAUGCAGGCCCUGAAUUUCAACAGUGAGACGACGCCACAAAAAUCCUCCCUUGAAGAACCGGAUUUUUAUAGAACUAAAACCAAGCUCUGCAUACUUCUUCAUGCUUUUAGAAUUCGGGCAGUGACCAUUGAUAGAGUGAUGAGCUAUCUGAACGCUUCCUAAAAAGCGACGUCCCUCCAGACCAUUGCCAUUUUUAUAAGAAUUUGAAAUGAAGAAAUUUUGAUAAGGAUGUGGAUUAAGAACUAGGGAGGGGGAGUCUUGACUGGGCCCUACUUAAUCUCCUAUAGGAAUUCUCAUGCUUAUAUUUACAAUAGUGUACCACCAAAAUGUGAAGGAUGGGACUAUUACAUUCACAUGAUACCUCUGAUCGAGUAUUUUUCACAUUUACUGUGGAUAAAUUGUUUUUAAGUUUUCAUAAACAAAUUGCUAAGGAGGGAAAAUGUCCAUCCUGAAAAUGUUUUUCAUUCACUUUAAUAGAAGAGCAAGGAUUUAUAAGCUAUUUCUGUACCAAAGUGUUUGUAGAAACAAACAUGUAAGCAUAAUUUAUUAUAAAAUAUUUAUUUAUAUAACUUUG
Sapajus apella (tufted capuchin) is the source of this 1282-nucleotide messenger RNA. It is a transcript of the gene IL12A, whose product is annotated as interleukin 12A. Gene Ontology annotation, molecular function: interleukin-12 receptor binding; growth factor activity. The transcript is spliced from 8 exons. Gene Ontology annotation, biological process: immune response. Gene Ontology annotation, cellular component: extracellular region. The coding region runs from base 1 to 870 and encodes 289 amino acids. Lineage: Eukaryota; Metazoa; Chordata; Mammalia; Primates; Cebidae. The record is from RefSeq and is a predicted model, not a curated record.